AUUCCAACGAACGUACAGUGUACACACGUUGGAAAAGAAAUGUUAAAAGAGCAUCGCUGGUUUAAUGAUAUUACAACGGUGAAUCGAUGUCGGUAUACAUAUCUGGAUACGUUAUAUCGAUAUUCGACUGAUAUUUCGCGUUGGCUUCGUUAUCGAUCGGCAUUGUUUCUACGACUCGUAGAGAUACAUUUUGUUCGCGUGUCGUUUAGAAGGAAACUCCGCGACCCGUUUAGUUAGGUGGCGCAUCGAGGAUUUGUAGAGGGUUAUACCGGACGUUUAACGUCACCGACAUUUCAUCUAUUAUUACGUAGUUGUAAUAGCGCGUACACGUAUAUCGAACGGUAACCGAUCGAGGGGCUGAAAACUUUCGAGAGCUCGAAAUGGGAGAAACUCGAAAAUCGAAGUAUUCGACACAAGCUUGUUUUCCAGCAGAUACACGUACAAACGAUCCGUUCGAAGAGAUAUUUCUGCUGCUAUUCCUGGCCCUGUACGUAUCGAGCUACGCUUUAAUCGGAAAAUUUCGCCGAAGAGAUCGCGAGGAUUACUUUUCCGUGGACGAAGACGAAGCGACGGUCUACAGGAUCAGUCUUUGGUUAUGCACGGUUGCACUGACUGUUUCCGUCGGAGCGACCUUACUUCUUCCUGUUUCGAUCGCUAGCAACGAAGUCCUCAUUUUAUACCCGAACAGCUAUUACGUCAAGUGGCUGAAUAGCUCACUCAUCCAAGGUCUGUGGAACCAUGUGUUUCUCUUUUCGAAUUUGUCCCUCUUCGUAUUUCUGCCAUUUGCUUACUUAUUCACGGAGUCCGAAGGAUUCGUCGGCUACAGAAAGGGUGUAAUGGCCAGGGUUUACGAAACCGUGACAGUUCUUUGUCUAUUGGGGACGCUCGUGUUAGGAAUGACUUAUGUUUUAUCGGCACUCAUAGAUUAUCAGAAAUCCAGUCUUCACACGUUGCUCAAUUUAUGGAGUUAUUAUUUACCUUUCCUUUAUUCUUGCGUUUCGUUCGUUGGAGUUGUUAUGUUAUUGCUUUGUACGCCGAUGGGAUUCGUGCGAUUGUUCGGAGUAGUCGGUUCGUUUCUGGUAAAACCACAGUUCCUAAAAAAUUUGGACGAAGAAUUUUUCGCCUACAGAUUAGAAGAGGAUUGCAUUCGAAGAAGACUGCAGCAUGCGAAAGCGACGGGAAAGUCGUACGUUUCGCCAGUGCCUAUGUCUAUACCAACUUGUGGUUCGGUAUUAGACGACGAUGAACUUCUAAACGCGAAUCCGAGCCUAAUGUGUUUAAAGAACGGUGCUCUUCAGCGUGGACUGGCCCAACGAUUGGAAGAUAUCGAGAAGCGAAGAAAAGUUUUAGACCAACAGAGGCGAACCUGGUGGGUUCGACGUACUUUGCUCUACCCUUUGGCCAUGCUAGCGCUGUUCGUGCUUUCCACUGCCACGGCUCUGCUAGCGGUUCAAAAUACCUUGGAACUGCUGAUCGGUAUUAAGGCGUUGCCUCUAAGUACCAGGCAAUUCACCUUGGGUAUCAACUCGUUAUCGAAGCUCGGUCCCAUCGGAGCAGCUUUAGAAGUCGCAGUAAUUUUAUACUUGGCAGCGACAAGCGCGAUAGGAUUGUACACGCUUCCCGGUGUCAGGGGCGUCCGACCACGGUUCCAUUCCACGCCGCUUACGCAUCUUAUCGCGAAUUGUGCCCUCCUUCUAGUACUCAGCUCAGCAUUGCCACUGUUAUCCCGAAUAUUAGGUAUGACCAACUUCGAUUUACUUGGUGAUUUCGGGCGUAUCGAGUGGCUUGGUAAUUUUAAGCUAGUAUUAUUCUAUAAUUUAAUCUUCGCCACGGCAGCGAUCAGUUGUUUGGCGACUAAAUUUACGGCGACGGUACGUAAAGAAAUUUACUCCAGAUUAAAAAGCAGUCUGAUAGGAAUCUUUAGGAGCGAAGGUAAAAAGAGUUUUUUAGGAAUGUUUUCUACGAAAGAGGACUAGACUGACUUCCGUUAUAAUCAGCCAGAGAUUCGCGAUUUACCGUUAAAAGUAAAUGAAACGCGAACGAUUCGUCUAUGCGAUCGAUAUGGCGUGCGUGCGUGCGUGCAUCGUAUGUAUGAGUAAAAUCCUGUUCAAACUUUUAGUAUCAUAGUGUAAUAUUUUCGAAAACUCGAUCGCGCGUCAAAUACGUGAAAUACGAUGAAAGUUUGAACGAGUAUUUGAUCGGCGAGAAACUCGGAACAUGUUAUUAUACAUUUAUGCGCGAGCGUGUGUGCGUAUAGUUAUAUUAUUUAUUACGAGAUUACUGUCUCAGUAAUCAUUUAUCGAAAGUAUGCACACCGGUUACGUGCGCAACAGCUGAAUUUUGUGAUAAAAACGUAGACGAGUAUUCGAUAAAUACAGGAAUUCACGGUGUAGAAACUGUGUAUUAGUUUCACGCGUACCUGUGUACGUAUGUUAUAUACAUACAUAUACAUACACAUACACCUACACACACACACACACACACAUAUAAUACGUAUGCAUAUGUUUCCUCGAGUUUACUUUGUUAGCGGUUGAUAGUUAGAAAAACCCAAGGACAAAGUAUGGAGCGCUUCGAGACAAGAAAUUCCUUUCUACGCGAUAAAAUACUUUUUAACAUACUGUAUUAACUUUGCCUAAACAGCAAAAGGAACUUCGAUAUUUCUAUAGAAAUUUUUGUACAUUUUCAUUUUUUAGUGAAAAAUACUGGAGAUGCAUAGUAGGCAGUUCCAUGUGCCUAAUUUAUUUACUUUAAUUAAUUAAAGUUAUUAGUAACUUCGCUAGAAGCGUAUUAUACGUACAUACAGGAACUCGUUGAUGUAAUCGCACGCUCAUUGUGUUAUGUUGUAGUAGUAUUAGUUUUAGUAACGUUCGAAUGCAUUUUAUCGAUUCUUAUUAAAUGACUCUACCCAUCAUGGUCAGAAAUUGAUUAAAAAUAUUGAAUGUAACUGUAUUUGUUAUUUUAAGAUGUACGCAGACUGCGUGCGAUGGUAACAUACGGAUCUUAAAAUGUUAUCGCCUCGACUGAUUUCUCUCUUACGUUAGUUUAUUAACGAAAACCUGGCGCUCUAAAUUAAGUGAAAUUAUUUAUUUAGCUUAAAGAUCGAGCCUCUUUGUUUCUUCUUCGUUGCGUUUAAUAUUUCUAUAAAACAAAAAUAUUCACAACAGUUAUUUACCGACAGUUAUGAAACGAUAAUAUUUUACACUAUUAUGUGAUAUAUAUCUCGUCAACAAGACAAUACGAUAUUGUUAGGAUGCGUGCAGUGACGCACUCGCUAAUUAAUUAUUAAACAUAUUUAAUCGUAACAGUAUCUCAGGAUAUAAAAUAUCGAUCGAUAUUUGUUAAAAUAUAUUCCCACAUUGUGGAUUUGUUUAUAACAAAGCGAAUUUCUCGCUGGAGAAUUCUCUGUAUACAGUAAUGACUAUGCGAAUAAAAAGAUACGUUAACAAA
Molecule: messenger RNA, 3447 nt
Organism: Megachile rotundata (alfalfa leafcutting bee)
Lineage: Eukaryota; Metazoa; Arthropoda; Insecta; Hymenoptera; Megachilidae
Gene: lili
Product: LMBR1-like protein lilipod
Biological process (GO): signal transduction
Cellular component (GO): plasma membrane
Molecular function (GO): transmembrane signaling receptor activity
Source: RefSeq, a predicted model, not a curated record